AUGUAUUUAUCAAAGCCUUCAGGCCAGGAUGGAAUGAACUUCGAGGAGCGGAGCGACGGAGUGGCUCAAUUUCCUGGUAAAUUUAUGUCUGUCCGCGGUUCGAAUCCGACCUCGGCCACUCGACUUCCCCUGUCUAGGCUUGGGCAACCUGGCAGUAUCCCAGCCCUCGUGCUCCCUUCGGGUGACAUGGCAGCUAGGCACCGGAAGGGUGCUACAGCUGAACGCUUUUAUCUUUAUGAGAUAAAGGCUGCAGGUAUACUUACUCUGUCAAAUUCACCCGAUACCAGUUUUCCAUAUAGUUUCCGUUACCUCCCAGGACAGUACGACUUUACCCCCAGACCGCCUCGUACCACGAUUACUCGUAGUGCGGGGCCUCGCUGCUCUCCUUUGGCCUUCCUGGCAUGGUUAGACCUUGUGGAACGAAGUUCCAGCCAGUGUAGCCCGCGGGAUGAUUGCAGCACUCAAACCCGAACACCACGUCAAGGUGGCAGCUUUAGGUCGAGCUCAGAGUCAAUUGGCGUACUCUGA
Messenger RNA from Opisthorchis viverrini, 528 nucleotides. RefSeq lists its product as hypothetical. The record is from RefSeq and is a predicted model, not a curated record. Bases 1 to 528 code for a protein of 175 amino acids. Lineage: Eukaryota; Metazoa; Platyhelminthes; Trematoda; Opisthorchiida; Opisthorchiidae. The transcript is spliced from 3 exons.